This is a messenger RNA of Cryptotermes secundus, 1723 nucleotides long. RefSeq lists its product as uncharacterized. Gene Ontology annotation, cellular component: Shu complex. Lineage: Eukaryota; Metazoa; Arthropoda; Insecta; Blattodea; Kalotermitidae. Gene Ontology annotation, molecular function: single-stranded DNA binding. Bases 153 to 851 code for a protein of 232 amino acids. Gene Ontology annotation, biological process: double-strand break repair via homologous recombination. The transcript is spliced from 3 exons. The record is from RefSeq and is a predicted model, not a curated record.
CAAAGGUAGAACCAGAGAUUGUUUCCUCUACACUGUAGAAUCUAGAGAUUUAGAGGAUCUAGAGCGCGCGUAGUUAUUUGAGUGGAUAAUGUGUGUAAUAGUGUUCGAAGUUCGAUGUAUGUUUCAGUGAGUUGUUUUUUUUUUCUUACGAAAUGAGAUCUGACAAUUUAUAUUCAGUAUUGCUGGUUGGACCAAAUGAAAUUCAGAAAUCAUUGCUUUUUCAGUGUGCAGUGCAUUUUGCUGAGAAAGGUACCAAAGUGUUGUACAUCUCAUCAACUACUCUCAGUGCACUGCCAACUCCAAUCCAUGGUGUGUCACCUCCAAGUACAGCUGCCUUAAGCCAUAUCAGAUUUAUGUAUCUACCAGGUUAUCAGGAUCUCUUUAAGCAUCUAUUCUCUCUACAUCAACAUGCUCAUGUGUCUAAUGUUGUUAUAGUGGAAAGCCUGGAUCACUAUUUUAACCUCGCAGACCGUAACAUACCUAACAAGAAUCAUGAACGUGAGAUGCAUGCAGCUCUUGUGUGUGCCUCAUUAAUAGAUGCUAUGUCUGUAUGCACCAGACAUUGCGGAAAACCAGCAGUUUUAAUUGCAUCAUUCCAGUGUAAUGACAUGAAAAUAAAUCCAUUGAUCGACCUAUUCUUUUCUAAUAUUGUAUGGUUAGUAGAGUCAGACACUGAUAAUGAAGUAGCUGUGACAAACGCAGUCAUUCUUCCACAACAGUCUUCUAGGAAACAGGUUGUGUUCAAACCAAGGAACUGGGAUGGAACCCUAAUCCUACAUAAGAUUCUUCAGUUAAUUAAUGUUGAAGAAAUUCCACCAGUCCCACAGCACAAGAUUCAACGUCAUCUUUGAGGACUUCAGUUCAAGAUAAAAUAUGUUCAUCCCACGGAAAAGGGUUGACACACUAACAUGAAAGAUAAUAUAAUCUGAAUGUUAUUUGAUGGUUUGUUUUUAACAUGACAUAUGCUGGAUCUGCUUCCAUCAUCGAAAGAAGUAUGAAAUCUACUUUGUUAGGUCCAUUGCAGCUAACUCUAUUCCUGGAGCAGGGAGGCAGGUUUCAUACACUUACCUGAUGACUGAAGCAGAGGAGCCAGGGAGAAUGCUGUAUUUCUUUCAAGAAAAUAAGAAAAUGGAAAAUGUCCAGUAUGAGUAUCAGUUUAGUGACAGAUGGUGACUGAUGUGUAAUGCUUCCAAUAGCGAGCAGUUUUAGAGCUGAGCAUGAGGUCUGUAUAUUGUUUCCUAUAAAGACAAUUAAUUUAAAUGCCCGACCUGUGCCAACAGUGGUAUGCCUACCCAUUUCUACUCAGCUGCUGACAUCAGUGAAAGAUUACUGGAUGAAAGUCAAAAUGACAGCAGCUUGAAUAAUAUUAUAUGGAAGUUCUCUGGUAAUUUUCAGAUAUUCAUAUUACAAUUAUUGUUGUUAUUAAAAUACAUUUCUUUGAUCCAACAGUCACCCCAUAGGGCUGGAUAUAAAAAAUUGUCAUAUAUCAUGUCAGAGACAAACAGUCACAUGCAGUAGAAUACAGAUACACAUUAAAUGUAAUAUGUAAAAUCUAAAGUACAAGGUAAUAAUAAAUCAAGCCUCUUGGAAAACAAUACAAGUUGUCAGUAAAUAAAACAUAUAAAAAUAAUAAAUAAGGCCUUUUGCAAAAAAGCACAAGUUGUCAAUCCAAUUAUAACAAAUUAGAAAGGAAAAUAUUAACUCUGUCGACAACAUCAAUCAA